This is a messenger RNA of Neofelis nebulosa (Clouded leopard), 1715 nucleotides long. Its product is annotated as olfactory receptor 10G2. Gene Ontology annotation, molecular function: G protein-coupled receptor activity; olfactory receptor activity. Gene Ontology annotation, biological process: G protein-coupled receptor signaling pathway. The coding region runs from base 170 to 1207 and encodes 345 amino acids. Gene Ontology annotation, cellular component: membrane. The record is from RefSeq and is a predicted model, not a curated record. Lineage: Eukaryota; Metazoa; Chordata; Mammalia; Carnivora; Felidae. The transcript is spliced from 3 exons.
CAGGGUCAGAAUCAUCUUCCCUCAUGGAUGGCCUGUGGAAUGAAGAUUGUUAAAGCUACUGCUGAGUCCAUGCUGACUACAGGCUUUCCUUGAUUUCCCAUAGAAAGUACCAUCCAUCCUUCCUGAAAGAAAUUAUUCUUCCUUCUGAAAAUCAGACUCUGGUCAUGAGAUGAAACCAUUCUCUCACCACCUCCUGUGGAUAUUUCACUUGUCUGACUUCACCAUUCAUCUCCACAGACUACAGAAAGACAUGGGAGAGACCAAAAACACAUCCCUGGACACCAUCGUGACGGGCUUCGUUCUCCUGGGCUUACCUCACCCCCCCAGUCUGAGGACCCUCCUCUUCCUGGUCUUCUUCAUCAUUUACAUCCUGACUCAGCUGGGGAACCUGCUCAUUCUGCUCACCGUGUGGGCUGACCCAAAGCUCCACGCUCGCCCCAUGUACAUUCUUCUGGGCGUGCUCUCAUUCCUGGACAUGUGGCUCUCCUCAGUCAUUGUCCCCCGGCUACUAUUGGAUUUUACUCCUGCCAGCAAGGCAAUGCCCUUUGGUGGCUGUGUGGCUCAACUGUAUUUCUUUCACUUCCUGGGCAGCACCCAGUGUUUCCUCUACACCUUGAUGGCCUACGACAGGUACCUGGCAAUAUGCCAGCCCCUGCGCUACCCCGUGCUCAUGAAUGGGAGGUUAUGCACCAUCCUCGUGGCUGGGGCUUGGGUGGCCGGCUCCAUCCAUGGGUCUGUCCAGGCCACCCUGACCUUCCGUCUGCCAUACUGUGGGCCCAACCAAGUGGAUUACUUUAUCUGUGACAUCCCUGCAGUAUUGAGACUGGCCUGUGCUGACACAACCGUCAAUGAGCUUGUGACCUUUGUGGACAUUGGGGUGGUGGCUGCCAGUUGCUUCAUGUUAAUUCUGCUCUCCUACGCCUGCAUAGUCCGCGCCAUCCUCAAGAUACGCACUGCUGAUGGGCGGCGCCGAGCCUUCUCCACCUGCGGCUCCCACCUAACCGUGGUCACAGUCUACUAUGUCCCCUGCAUUUUCACCUACCUCAGGGCUGGCUCCAAGAGUCCCCUGGAUGGGGCAGUGGCUGUGUUUUACACUGUUGUCACUCCAUUACUCAACCCCCUCAUCUAUACCCUGAGGAACCAGGAAGUGAAGUCCGCUCUGAAGAGAAUAACAGCAGGUGGAAAGGCCACCAGAGAAAACAAGUAACUACAGGCCCAGGGACUUCCUGCCUCACCAUUGCUACCACACCUCUCAGCUUCUGCUACGUGUGGCAAACGUUCAAAAAUAUAUGUUGGCUUAAGCUGAACUGGAUGUAAUUCUACUAAGAAGCUUCUAGUGCUAUAUUUAACCGCAAUAAAUUGGCCAGAGCUGUUUUAUACUUUUCCGAUCCACCUCUCAGGAGAAAGCACACUCUACACAAAUGUUGAAUAUGAGGAGUAAUGCCCCAUCUAGGAGGAGGGGGAUAUUCCAGAAAAAUUGGGGAAUACCAGUAUAAUGCUACCCUACCACCCUCCAUCCAUUGCUUCAGUCAUAAUUUCCCAAGCCUCUAGGCACUUGGAUCGCUUUGCUCACAUCAGGGAGAUGAAUCACCUACCAACCUGGAACGUUCACUUCAGAAUUUUAAGUGAGAAGAAAAUAAACCUCUAAUCCUUUAAAUCAUGGAUUUGUUAAUGGAUUACUUUAUCGCAGGAGCCUUACCUCAGCCUUAUUAAUA